CAGGAGUGACUUUUCCACCCCCAUCCGCACAUCGCUAGUCACAACGUAUCCAAAACAUAAAAUAAUAUUGUCAGUGGCUGUCUAAUCAAACAAGGGAUCCAUCAGGACGUCAUUCAAAUACGGCGGAGUCGAUUUUCUAUGCUUCAUUUUCAAAUGACUUCCUAAAACUAUGGUGUACCUAGACUAAAAGAAUUAUUAAUCAAUGCUCCAGAUUUAUUCACCGGAGAUUAAAAAUCAAGUGAAUUCUUUCAAGUGGAUUUCAAUUUUGCUGUGAUCAAAAUAUUACCCAUCGGCGGAGUGACCAAGAUGAAUUUACAUGAGCCGGUCGAUAUGCUGAAUAAGACCUUUGAUGAUCUUACACCAGAGGAAAAGAUGAGGAUCGAACAUAUAAAACUUCACGAGAAGCACAAGGGUCAUGAAUCCAUGCAUGCGGAAAUGGUUGUCAUCCUGCUGGUCACACUCAUCAUAGCCCAGGUCGUACUAGUCGAAUGGAAAAAGCGACACUACAAAUCAUACUCGCUCAUGACAUUACUGGGACUGUGGUUGAUACCUUUUGUGCUAAGUUUGCGCAGCCAAUAUUGGCGGUUUAUUUUCUUCUGGCUAAUAUUCAGCUGUAUCACAGCGUUGGUUAUGCGGAAAGCGAUGAAAAAACCUGUAGCCGGUACCACUCCGCGAUUGGUAUACAAAUGGUUCUACUUCAUCUAUAAACUGAGCUACGGACUGGGAAUAAUCGGUUACAUCAUCAUGAUGUUUACCUUUUUUGGACUGAACUUCGUCUUCAAUCAAGCUCCAAAUGUGUGGAUGGAUGUUGGACUGCUGUUUGUAUUUUAUGGGUUGUAUUAUGGAGUUCUCGGGCGUGAUGUUUCAGAGAUAUGCACAGAUAAGAUGGCGGCUCACAUAGGGUAUUAUACUCCGAAAGGCAUUCCUACGCGUCAUCUGGAACGAAAUGUCUGUGCAGUAUGCGGUAACCAACUGUUAACCGAAGUUAACGAGACGGGUGUAAUCGAAGAUACGUAUAAGUUAUCCUGUGAUCAUGUUUUUCAUGAAUUUUGCAUAAGGGGGUGGUGCAUCAUCGGGAAAAAACAAACUUGUCCGUAUUGCAAGGAGAAGGUCGACCUAAAGAAAAUGUUCUGUAACCCGUGGGAACGACCUCACGUGCUCUACGGCCAAUUACUUGACUGGAUUCGAUGGCUAGUUGCGUGGCAGCCCUUGAUAUUGUUCAUCGUACAAGGUAUCAACUGGGUGCUCGGAUUAGAAUAGCAACUUGUCGCAGUGCUUUUGCUGUGCUAUCGUCCACAACAGUCGGAGCAGCAAGUAACUGUUUCCUCAUAUGUAUCUAUGCCGCCAUCAAUGUCAGUAUAUUUUGUUGUAGGGAGCAUUGACACCAAAACUAGCGCUGAGCGUAAAUAGAAUUGUAGGAAUCAGGUUUAUGUUUAAGUUAAGGUUGUGCAAUCGGAUUUUCUAUUCUGUUUUGGUAAUCCAACAUUUGAGCGCACUACGAGUUUUGUGUAUGUUGCAUUGAUUUAGGUAAAUACAUCGAUAAUAAUUGCUAAUGAAUAGCAAAAUCAAAAAAGGCGUGCGUAAAAGUGUUAUGUUCCAAUUUUAAUGAAAUGCACUCCAAUCUAUCCUAUCAUUAGAUUUUCUGUUUUGAAACUCUGAACUAAAGAUCCAUUGAAAUAAAAAAAGACAAGACCUAGGUAACAAAG
Molecule: messenger RNA, 1706 nt
Organism: Armigeres subalbatus
Lineage: Eukaryota; Metazoa; Arthropoda; Insecta; Diptera; Culicidae
Product: E3 ubiquitin ligase Rnf121
Exons: 6
Coding region: 307-1260 (317 amino acids)
Cellular component (GO): Golgi membrane; endoplasmic reticulum membrane
Molecular function (GO): ubiquitin protein ligase activity; metal ion binding
Source: RefSeq, a predicted model, not a curated record